Messenger RNA from Artibeus jamaicensis (Jamaican fruit-eating bat), 5784 nucleotides. Its product is annotated as centromere protein F-like. NCBI's taxonomy places the organism in Eukaryota, Metazoa, Chordata, Mammalia, Chiroptera, Phyllostomidae. Gene Ontology annotation, biological process: regulation of G2/M transition of mitotic cell cycle; mitotic cell cycle; metaphase chromosome alignment. The record is from RefSeq and is a predicted model, not a curated record. Gene Ontology annotation, molecular function: transcription factor binding; microtubule binding; protein homodimerization activity. Gene Ontology annotation, cellular component: nucleus; spindle pole; chromosome, centromeric region.
AUGAGCUGGGCAGUGGGCGACUGGAAAGAAGGCCUGCCCACCAGAGCUCUUCAGAAAAUUCAAGAGCUGGAAGGACAGCUGGACAAGCUGAAAAAAGAAAAGCAGCAAAGGCAGUUUCAACGGGAAACUCUGGAGGCUGUGCUGCAAAAGCAAACACAAAAGGCUGAGAAAGAAGAAAUGGAGGCCACAACCUCUGAGAGGGAGAAUCAAAGUUUGAUGGGAAUAUGUGAAAACCUGGAGAAGGCUAAGCAGAAGAUUUCUCACGAACUCCAUGUCAGGGAGUCACAAGUGAAUAUCCCAGAAGGACAACUGAGUUCAACCAGAAAACAAAUGGGGAAAUUGGAACGGGAACUUAAGAGCUAUAAAUCUGAACCUGAAAGAAGUCAGAAAGCUGUUGAUGUCUCUGGGAGUGCCUGUGACACAGCACAAAAACUGUUUACAACUCGAGUAACACCAGGUCAGUAUUAUAGCAGUUCCAAAUAUGAAGAUCAAAAAGGAAAACAUAAUAAAGAAGUUGAAGAACAGCAAAGAUUAGAGGCAGAGGUGAAAACUUAUUAGAGGCAAAAAUAAAAAGCCACCCAGGUUUUUCCACAAAACACCACGAUGCACCUGAACAUCUGCCGACGCCAGGCCUCCUGGUCUGCAUUCCCAUGGCAACAAGAACAGACCCCAAGUCCUCCUUCUUCUGAUGCUCUACAGACUCCCAUUAGGAGAGGUUACUCUGCAUGUCACUUCUCCCAGAAUCUGAAAGUGACUCUGAGCAGUAGAUCAACUUUGCAAGUCGGGCAAAGAGGUGCUUAUAGCAGCUUCUGUGAUCAUUCUAGCAGUUCUCAACUUUUGGAUCACCAAAAUGCCCAGAGUCAAGAGUUAAGGAGCCAGGCUGGUGAGUUGGAACUAUGGCUGCCAGGACACAAGAAAGAAAUGAAAGCUCAAGCGAAGCAGUGGCCAGAACUCCAGCUCCAACAGGACAAAGCAAAAAUGGAAUUAACUGAAAAUGAGACAGUUUCGAAUACAAGUAGCACCGAACUGACAGCACAGUAUGACCAGGCAUCAGCCAAGUAUACUGCGUUGGAAGAAAAACUGAACAAAUUGACUGAGGAUUUGAGCUUUUAUCGACAGCAUGCCGAAAGUUCCAGAUGUUCUCUGGAACAGAAACUCAGGUUAAAAGGAAAACAGUUUCAAGAGGAGCUCUCCAGUCAACAGCGUGCCUUCCAAAUCUUGUACAGAGAGAGCUCGCAGGUGAAAGGCAGACUCACGCAGGAGCUGCAGCAGGCCAAGAACACUCGCAACAUCCUGCAGGCAGAGCUGGAUAAAGCCACAUCCGGAAAGCACCAACUUGAAAGAGAAUUGGAAGAGUUGAAGCAACAUUUGGGCAAAACCCAAGAGGCCUUACGGACGAGUCAAACCAUGGAAAAUGAGCUGAGGAGAAGCAGUGAGGAAAUGAAGAAGGAAAACAGUUUCCUCAAGAGUCAGUCUGAGCAAAGUGCCAGAGAAGUCUGCCAUCUGCAGGAAGAACUGAAGAAGACCAAGCAGUGUUUGAGUCAGAGCCAGAAUUCUACAGAGGAAAUGAGGGCUAAGAAUGCAUCUCAAGAAACCAUGUUAAGAGAUCUCCAAGAAAAAAUUAAUCAGCAAGAGAAUUCCUUGACUUCAGAGAAACUGAAGCUUGCAUUGGCUGAUCUGGAAAAGCAGCAUGAUGGUUCUCAAGCCCUUUUCAAACAAAAAGAACAUCACAUUGAAAAAGUGAGUGAAAAGUUAAGCAAAACUGAGAAAGAGUCUGAAGCUCUAUUGGAUGCUUUGGAGAUCAUAAAAAAAAAGAAAAGGAGGAGGAGUUUGAAGAAUGGAAAGAAGAGAAAACUCUCUUCUCACUGGAAAAGUGAAAAUGAACUCAUAGAGCAGAUGGAAUUAGAGAAGGAAAUCUUCCUGAGUAUCAAUCAAUUGGAAAUGUGUCUUGAGACACAACAAAUAAGAAGCAAUGAAUACGACAAGAGAGUCAGCACGCAGGAGAUGGAAGGAGGAAGCCUAAUUGUGGAGCUGAAGAACCUUCACAGUGUCUCCCAUUACAAGACAGUAGAGAGAGAGACCCAGAAAGAAGCUCAGGGAGAAUUCCAGCAGAAAGUCGAGUUGUCAGAUCAGAAACAUAAGAGGGAAACAGAAAGCAUGUGCUUCAAAGUGUCUGAGCUCACUGAGCAAGUCAGGGUAAAGCACAAAGUUCAACUAAUGUCAGGUGAUAACAAAGACCAGUGUCACCAUGACUUGCGCUCUGAAUAGGAGAGUCUCAGGGAGCAGCUAAUACUUAGCAAUUCCUUGGUGACAAAGGAAACUCAUUGCAGCAGUCUUCUUGCUUUUGAGCAACAGUGUAAAGUGAAUAAUUCCUUGGUUCUCCAGGGCAGAAGGGACAGCUGUGACACAAAUAGAUCAGAAGAAAGUGCUUUACAAACCAAAGACAAAACAUCCAAGCACAAUCUUCAUCUGAUCUGUGAUAGAGAUGUCCAGCAGGACCUGAGCCAUAAGAUGGAGAAAGUGACCAAGACUGCAGCUGUUUUGCUGGUAGGAGAAGGACUCCAUGAGCAGUCUUUCAAAGAGAAAGCCCACCCCCAGGAGCAGCUGCAGAGUUUGAUAAAGGACUUAGAGGCCCUGUCUUUGGGAAGAAAUCAGCAUGAACACCAAAUGGAACCAAUGAAUCACAAGAAAGAAUCCUUUGUAAGGGAAUCUGAAAGCCUGCAGAACAAGGUACACAAACUGGAUCAAGAAGAUCUGACUGUCACAAAAACCUUGCAGGCUGCAGGAAUGCAAAAAGGUGAGGUCGCCAUGAGGCUGAGCUCAACCCAAGACAAGGGGCAUCUGAUGAAUAAUGACAUGGAAACCGUGAGGGUCAGCAUGGAGGCUGACGAGAAGAAACCCUUGGAGGAAAUGAAAGGAACUGACAGUAAGAAGGAGGAGAAUCUUGCAAGCCAGUUGCAGAUGGUGAGGAGAAACCACGAGGCAACAAUUCUUCCCGCUGGGUAUCCCAAAGCAGGGGUGGAAACCCUAAAAUCACAAAUGGAAUUGAUGAUGGAACACCUGAAAGCUUCAGAAUUGGACCUGCUCAUGAUCAGGUCUGAAAAUGAAAAUCUAACCCAGCAGCUGCAAGAAAAACAGGAUAAAAUGAUAGAGUUGGACACGUUGCACUCUUCACUGGUACACCUGUUGGAAGCAAAGGAGGAAGAAACUCGGCACAUGCAAGAAGAGUCCAAAACUUCAGGGGAAAUCCUGGAAAGAGAAUUGAAAGAGCUGUUGAAGGAGGUGGCAGCUCUGUGUGAUGACGCACAAGCCAGGAAGUUCCCAGAACAGAGCUCCCCAGUGCAGAGAGUGCAGCAGGUGAGCAAGUGCCUCAAAAUGCUGAAAGACCAACUAGAAGACGAUGACAAGAAGCAAUUCUUCGUCAUAGCAAAACUUCAGGAAAAUAAGCAUCAAGCAGAGUUGUUUAAGGGGGAAGUUGAUCAACUUGAAAAAGAACUCAAAAAGGCCAAGAAAACCCAUGAGCGUGCCACUCGGGAGGCACAGAGUUCCAAAGCAGAGGUAGAGAAGUUAAAAGGCAAGAUAGAAGAGAUGGCCCCAAGUCUGAAAGAUCUCGGGUCAGAAAAAGAAAAACUGACCAAAGAAUUACAAAAAGCGCAAGAGCGCAUUUGUGAAUUAGAGCAGUUAAAAGCUUCCUUUGACAAUGUAUCACGAGCAAAAGAGCAGGAAAUCGUUCACGUGAAACAAGAAUGUAAACUUGUCCAGGAGAGGCUUCAGGCACAACUGAAAGACAUGAAGGACAAAAGGUCCUCCUUGGGUGAUGACCAGGGGACCUGGAAGGCCAGAGAGCAAGGUCUCAGUGCUCAUAUAACUUCUCUGCAGCUUGAGAAGUGUCAGCUGCUGCAAGGCCUUGACCAGGCCAGAAGUCAUUGUGUUACUUUGCAAUCUUCUGUGCAUGGCCUCAUUCAACAAGUACAAGAGGGCAACGACGAAGUGAAGAAGAGGGAGCAAGAGAUCAGUCUCUUAAAACAUCAAAUUCAAGGCCUAGAACUGCAGGUCUCUAAGUCGUGCCAGCAAGGAGGACAGCCCCAAGUUAUAAAGAAGCCAAAAGCAGAACUGGAGAAUGUGAUCGUGGAAUUGGAGCAGAAGAUCCGAAGGCUGCAGUCCAAAAAUGACACUUUGCAGGACAACUACAAAGUGCUGCAGAAUUCCUACAGGGACACGCAGAAAGAGCUGGAAUCGAUCAAAAUGGAAAAGCUAUCCUAUGUCGGGAGAGUAAACUCCUUGACUUCGAGGGAAACAGAGCUACAGAAGAAAGUGUGUGAGAUAACACAGAAAAUGACAGACUUGAAAGAAGAAUUCAAUGGGGAGAAGAACAGGCUAACUGAAGAAUUAAAUUUAAUGUCGGAAGAAAUGAAGCACAAGGAAGGUCAACUGAAGGAGUUCAUGCUAGAAAAUAGGGACUUGAAAAGGAGUUUGGACGGCAUGCACCAACACCAGAUGCAAAAGCAAGAGAAAAUGAGAGAAGAAAUAGCUGAAUAUCAGAGACAGCUUGAGGAAGCUGAAAAGAGGCAUCAAACUUUGCUUCUGGAUACAAACAAACAGCAUGAAAUGGAAAUCCAGACAUUUAGAGAGAAACUGACUUCUACAGAAGAAUGUCUCAGCUUGCAGAAGGUGGAGAUAGAGCUCUUGAAGUCCAGUAAAGAACAGCUCAGUAAUUCUUUGGAAGAAAACACUGAGCUUUUAGGAGAAUUGAUAAAAACCAAGAUGAACAAUCAAAUAGAAAUAAAGCAGCUGAAGAAGGAAAAGGAACAUGCCCAGGGAAAGGUGGAUUUUUGUCUCAGAAACUAUAAACUGAUGGAAGAGGAAAUGAAGCGGUUGCAGAAAGAGCUGUGUCACCUUGAAGAAGCUGCACAAGAGAAGCAGAAACCAGGUGCUCUUGUGGAUGCUCAUGUAGAUGAUCUGAUGUCCGAGGUGAAACAACUGAAGGCCACCCUUGAAGGAAAAAGCAAGGAGGCAAAAGAGUACUUAGACAAGUACUGCUCCCUCUUCACAAGCCAUGAGAAGUUGAAGAGAGACAAAGAGAUGUUAGAAGCCCAAGUCGCUCGUCUGAGUUCACAGCAAUCUCCAAUGAAUGUCGAGAUUUCCCCUUUUCUCAAGUCACUUGACCCAGAGUCACUUCCAGUCCCUUGUGUUACUGAAAAGAAGGGAUCAUCCAGCCAAAGUAAAGCUUCAGGCAAGAGGCAAAUGUCCAGUGGAAUUCAGGAGAACAAGGGAGGAACAGCACCUUCCACACCACAGACGUUUCCUAAAAGAAGCCGGAAGAUGGCCAAAAGGAGCAUGCCCCUGGCAGAGGAUGCAGAAGACACUAAGCUUGAGCCCCUGGGACUUCCAGAAGUUGGACAGAAAGGGUCUGCUGACAUCCGAAUGGGAAAGACAAGCCCCUACAACCUGCGAAGUACAACCAUGGCAAGCAGGACCAGCCCACACCUUGCAGCCCCGAAGUUAACACGCUCCCUCCUAAAUAUCUCCAAAGAAAGCCAUGCUCGGACCUCCCAACCAAGAGCUGCUGGCAGCAGAUCACUAAAGGUUAAGGUCACUCAGCAAAGCCCCUCGGAUUCAGCAACCAUCCUCCAAGACCCCUCAGCAAGACCUCUCUCAGCCAGUAAACCCCAUAAGAGACAGUGGGCUGGCAGCCCCAGUGAGGGCUUGAAGUCCAAGCGAGGCUGCCCCACGCCCAGCUUGGAAGCUGGCACCGAGUCCCGUGAGAGCUGUAGCAUCCAGUAG